AUGCAGAUGACCGAAUGUUGCCCCUGCAACACCAUAACGUGUCGUGUGUGUGUGUGUACGCUCGUGCGUCUCUCUCUCUCUCUCUCUCUCGAUCAGUGGGCGACUCGAAACUCGAUCGUGCUUCUCUCUCUCUCUCUUUUCGGCUCUGGAAGCGAGACCGGUUCUGCUUCCUUGCUCAUCGCAGCGUGCAUGCAGUCCCUCUCUCUCUCUCUCUGUGCCUCUCUCUUCUUCCUGUCGUCAUCGCUGGGACGACACCACCACCCCCGACCCGCGCCAUUGCUACGCAACAAGCAAGUCCUCGAGUUGUGUCGGUCACUCAGACGAGGAAGCGUGCGUGCAGCCUCGCAGAUAGGGCCACCUCGGUCACAGACAGGCUCGGUCUGCCGUUUUGGAACGGCUCUGCCCUCGUCUCACAACCAGUCGAGCUCGACCAGCACCAUCAACCUUGACCUGCGGCUGGAGCAAAGCGCUGACACUGUGGUUGACCUGAGCAGCCUGCCUCUCAACGUCACUUUUCUGCUGCCCUCCUGCAGCUACUUUCGCUUUGACAACACCUCCUUUAUUCCCCAUCUCGCCUUUCAGCCUACCACGCUGCCCAACACCUGGACCUGGCUCUCCACCGGUGCCAUCCGCCUCCAGCUCGUCGACCCUGGCAUCGUCAAUCCUGAACCCAAUGCAUCCCUGGUCCUUGUCCUAUAUACCCUCAACCCGGCCUCCGUCGCCAGCUCCUGCCCCGAAUGCGAUGCUGAUCCAGCCGCCUGCGACGCCGCUCUGCGAGCCACGAGCGUCACCAUCCGUCUACAAAAUGUUUUGACGCCCGAUCCCACCCCAGACGCCAAUGCCCUUGUCAAUGCUUCCUGUCUCAACGCCUCAGACUCCGUCACGUGCCCACUCUGCCCCCCAGGUCGAUAUACCCCUGACCUUCAGACUUGCAUAGCCGGCUCCCCGUGCCCCGCCGGCACCGAGCCAUAUCUCCCCGCCUCUCAGCAAGCAGAUACCAUUUGCCAGCCUUGUGUGCCCGGCUUCUCAGCCUCCCCCGACCUCGAUUCACCCUGUGUUCUUCUCGCUCCAUGUCUUGCAAGCACCGAAAGCUUUGCAUUUGACCCCAGUGCACCAGUCAACGACCCUGUCGCGGCCCAGGAUGCCGUCUGUCAUAGCCGGCCUGACCGGCUUCCUGACCUCGACGUCCAGAUCCUGGGUCGUGGCGCUCAUCCCGUGCUUGCAAGUGGCAACACGCAGGCCCCCCAUGCCCUCGUAGCUCGAAUAGCCAUGCUCGCGUCCCUCCCUAGCGCCUUGCCCGUGGCCUUCAACAUCACCGUCGACAGCUCCGCCGGCGACCGUCUCUACACGGUCCUCCUGCCCCAAGAGCCAUCCCCCUUUACCCCAUUCAGCGUUCCUCUGUGGCCCAAUGCCACCAUACACAUACGCGCGGUCCUUGAUGACGAUGCACCUCCAAUUCCCGCACCCAUCACAACCCUGGUCGAGAGUGACCUGAACGCCGCCCCAGCGGGCAAUCUGACUUUUGACCACGGGUCCGUGAGUCGCGUCCUGCUCACCGUUGAUAACUGCUCCACUCUGGCCAACGCCUCAUACACCCUUGAGCUGGAGAGCCUUCACACCUCAACCGUUCUUGAAGUGCCCCUCAACGCAAACCCGUGCAACGUGGCUCGUAAGUUCGUAGCCCCUACCCUGGCUGACCAUAGCUAUUGGGUGCGCCUCGUCGCCACUCGCCUCGCCGCCCCCGACAACGAUGACCCCAGUUCGACCACCAACCCCGACCCCAACGCCACCAGCACCACCACCCCGGUCCCAUCUACUUCAGUCGUGGAGGUUGUUGGCGCGCAGUACUUUCGGCCCUCGACGUCGCUGGCAGCACGGCUCGCGACCUUCAACUGGUCUCUGGACUUGACACCGGUCCUGCCCCUCUCCACGUCGGGACAAGCCGUUGUGGGCUGGGACCUGUCGCUCCUGACGGGCAACUUGUACAACGACCAAUGCCGUGCCAUGCGCACCACCCUCCAAGCCACGCGCCUGGACGCUGAUGGCGGCUCUGAGGAGGACACUAUGACUUUGGCGGCACUCACUCAGCAGACCUGCCACGAUCUCCUACGCCCCCGCGCCAUCACCUUUGGUGUUGAAUCAAGUGCUACCUAUGCCAUCACCGCCACCAUAACGCUAAACGAAUCCUCCGUCGUGAACGACAGUGCCACUCUUGAGACCCUUCUUUCCGCUGCCCCAGCCGUCUCAAACGUAGUCCUUAGCACCACAACAACCACAGCCACCAUCACUUGGUCAUUGGCCAGCGAUGACAACCGUGCCCGCGCCAUCGACCUCAGCUACACUUCCUCCCAAAGCAACAAUGCAGGUACCCUGACUCUGCCCACCAGCGCUAACAACCUGACCCUGACUCAACUUUGGCCAAAUGAAACGGUGACCAUCACUUUGCAAACACGAGGCAAUUGCCUGGCAUGUGCAAGCACCCCGGUGGUAGUACGCGCCGCCACGCAGCCCAUGCCGAACCUCGUUGUGACGGACAUUGUCGCCACCAACGUUACGUUCGACGCUAUCGCUCUUGCCUGGCAACCACCCAGCCUCAAUGAGGAAGAUGGUGUGGAACAUGCAUACCUUCGCUUAACCGUGCGCACCAUGUUUUUCGAUUUUGUGGAAGAGCACGACAUUCCUCUCACGCAAACCGCUAGGAUCACGGCCGACCUUCUGUCCUUGCGCACCUACCGUUUCCAGUUUCAAGUGCUCAACACAACGUAUGGGGCGGGCGAGGUUGUUGAACAAAACUUUACGACCCUGCAAGAUCCACGCAUUCCUGCCUCCGUUGUCUUAGACCCUCUGAGAUAUCAGUUUGUUCGUGCGACCCAGGGGCGCCCAACUGCGAGCCAGACACAACUGCAGAUCAGUUGGACCACUGAAAAUAUCGUGGUGGGCAAUGCCACCUUUGUUCUGAACAUCACUAUCAACAAUGCUUCCACCUCUUCCAUCCGCGUGGUGGGUCAGGAGGCCUACACGCUUACGGUUGGCAGCGGGGUCUACGUGCGUGCUACCAUCGCCGUUGCCGGCAUCACCGCGACACAAGCAGUGCAGGUGCCCCCUGCGCCAACGCUCCUUCACAUCAACACAAAUGCCACCUGCACCGAACUGGAAUGUGGGCCGCGUGGUACCCACUUCCUGAUUGCCUCGCGGGAGGACGACCCUCUCAACUUUCUCUACCGAACCCUCAUGUGUGAUGCAAGCAACACCUUUUAUCUCUGCGACCUUGAAGAGUUCAGCUCGUACACGCUGUGGGCCUCAUACGCCGAUUCUCGCAGCAAUUCUUCCUUCUCCCUUCCUGUCGGCGUGGACACGGACGCGGCCAUUCCCAGUGCACCCCCGCUGAACGUGGCGGUUUCUGAGAUAACAGCCACCACAGCUCAACUGUCAUGGGAAUCACCGCCACCACUCACGCUCAACGGCAAGCUGCAAAGCUACCGUGUUGUCAUUACAAGCCCGGGCCUACCUGCUUCCUCACAGGACCCAACCACGACGAGCCUGAUGCUGACUGCCCUUCGGCCAUAUCGCGCAUACACGGUGACGGUGGCCGUUCAAAACAUCGAGGGUAUCGGCCCGGCAAGUAUGGGCGUCGUGUUCACAACAGCACAAGGACAAGCUUCCGCCGUUCGUUCCCUUGAGGCCGUCAACAUCACGUCGACGUCCAUCACCUUGACCUGGGCUCCUCCAGAGCUGCCCAAUGGCAUCGUGACCUCAUACAACGUCACGCGUGCCUUUGCCAACUCUGUGGGCGAAACGCUCACCAUCUCAGCCACGGGUUUGACGGCUACCAUCCCCGCCACCCCGUACACCGAGUAUGCGAUCGUGGUCGUGGCCAUCAACAGCGCCGGCGCCAGCUUGCCGAAUAACAUUGAAGUUCUUUCACUCUCGGCACCACCCACAGCCGUCUUGGCGGCCCCCGCCAUUGUUCGUCGUGGGUCACGAAAUGUCACGCUGUCGUUUUCCACGACGCCUCUGACGGGGGCUAUCAACGGCCCAGUGGCUUCGCUUGUGUACCUGAUUCAAGUCGCGCGCGUGGCCGAAGUGGAUGGCGAAACUGAGGAGAUUGUGACCUAUAACGCGACCGCCUCGCCCGUUACCGUGGAGGGCCUACGCCCCAAUCAAGUGUAUCAGACCUCGCUGCUUGUUAUGAAUGACGCUGGCUCGGGUCCCACGUCGGCAUUCAGUACCUUCCAAACCGCACCCGCCUUGCCGAGCGCGGCUCCUGUUAUCGUGACCAUCAACGCCAUCGAAAACAACCUGCUCGUCCGUUGGGAUGGCCUUGAUGCCCAAGACCAGAAUGGUCAGGUAUCGGCCUACUUCCUCAUCGUGACUCCGCAAUCUUUGCCCGAUCUGCCGCUCAAUCUCACAAUCCAAGCCGAUGGGGAUGCUGGUGUCACCGUUGUUCAAGGGCUCGAGUACAAUGAAUUUUACCUUGUUUCCAUUGCUGCCAUCAACCAAGUCGGCGUUGGACCUUUCUCCGAGCCAGUCAUAGCCCCGGAAACGCAGCGUAGCUCAGGCAAUGCGCCGCGAUUCGUUCGCGUUGCCAACAUCACUUCACGGGCGGCUUUGAUCGAGUGGCAGCCACCGACAGGAACAACGAGCUUGGGCGGAUAUGCACUGUAUGCCCAAGGCCCAUCCUUUCAAUUGGCCAACGGUACGGACCUCAAGUAUCCUCUCGGGGCCGUGGAUACACCGCAAGGUUUUGGCCUGGUCGUCGACGCAGACACCACGGCGUUCUGGGUGCAGGGUUUGGUUCCAGAUACCCAAUACCAGUUUUAUGUGAUUGCAUUCUCCCGCAGCGACGUCUUUUACGAUUCGUCUGCCAUUGUGGGUGGUUUCACGCUGGAGGAUCGUCCCACCCUUCCGUUGGACCUUCGCUUUCCCGCGACGUACUUGCAAGCCACCUCGCUGCAAUUCAGCUGGAAUCGGCCCGACCCAGACAACGGUGAAAUUACGGGUUAUCGUGUGUGCUACGCCAGGCGCACCAACGCCAGUGCCGGUUGCACCAUUCAGGAACUCGCCCAGCUCGAAUAUGUUUGUGCCGACACGAUUUUCACAGCCUAUGCAGCCUCGGGGUUGAUGGCCUAUUCCAACUAUAUUUUUGGCGUUGAAGCAUACACGGAAAUUGGGUCGAGCAGCUUUGCCGUCUCCUGCGUACGCACAGCCGUUAGCGCCCCCAUCGAGGCGCCCUCGGUACAAGUCACUAGCCUCGGGAGUAAUGGCUUUACAGUUGGACUAUAUGCGCCGGUCACGCGCACGGGACCGAUUGUGCGCUAUCGCUUCAACUACGAGUGGACGAGUACGAUUCGCACGCUUUGCCCUGAUGGACAGGCCGCGAGACAAUGUGUAGUCGACAUUGUGGUGGAUGCUGAUGACAGCGAAGUGGGCCAGCUAAGCGUUGCCAACCUGGAGCCCAAUGCUGAAUAUCGCUUGUAUGCACGUGCAUACACUGAGCGUAACGGGGCACUGCUGGCUGGACCGGCGUCGACGCCAAUUCUCGUUACGACUCUGCCGAGCCGCCCGGGUGAGGCCGUACAAGAUCUUGGCAAUCGCACUACGAUAAAUGCCACCUCGUUGGUCACCAGUUGGCGGCCACCAUACUUUCCCAAUGGCGAGAUUGUAGAAUACAAUGUCUCGUGGGUGCAGAGUAGCGAGUGUGGUGAUGCAGAGAAUAACACGCUUCUGCAGAGCUUUUUCCCGCACCCCGCCGAUGCAGCUCAGCCUGUGGCUGUUGAGGACCGUAGUAUCACGGGAACUGAGCUCGUUGCUUGGCAAGAUGGUGGCCUGGUCAACUUCACCAUUCCCGAUUUGCUUCCAUACACUCUCACCUCGAUCUGGGUGGCAGCCGCCACCGUUGUGGGCUACGGGCCCACCUCUGAUCCGCUGUGCAUACGAACGGCCGAGGCCCCAGCUCAGCCAGUGACGGCCACCCGCAUCGUCUCAGUUGGCACUGAUAACCUGGCCUUGACCUGGCAGUCUCCACAGCGCAUCAAUGGCGAGCUACUCAAUUACGAGCUUUACGCCUGUCCCCUGUCGGAUCGCGGGGCCGCAACUGCUGCUGCACAAUCCAAUGCCUGCGCGGAUGCCGUCUCCACCACCACCUCAACGACGAGCACCACGUCAUCAUCCUCUACUACAACUACGUCCACGACCCCCACGACCCCCACAACUUCCACCUCAACGACGAGCAGCACCGCCAAUGGCGGCUCCACAAGCAACAUUCAGCCCGGCACUGAGGACGUCGACGCGAGCCAGGGAUCCACGCUGACAGCGCAGCCGGCAAGUUCGAUUGCUACGUCGUCAACGAGCACUUCGUCCACCUCAUCCACCUCAUCCACCACCCGCUCCACUACGAGCAGCACGAGCCCGACAAGCGUGAGCUCGGGUGUGAGCACGGUCCCCACGCUGAGUACGGUUCCAAGCGGCAGCACAAGCGUGGGCACCACCACAACUUCCACACCAACCGCACCACCGGACCCUACCCUCUGCCGCGCACCCUUGCCCAGCUGCGCGCGUACGCCCGUUCUUGUGACUGCACCUGCAGGUACAGCACAAGCUCAGCUGACUGGACUGCAUCCCAACACACUCUAUGCUGUUGGGGUGCGGGCGAUCAACAACGCCGGCGCUGGUGCUUUGCAAUUCGCUCUGCGCGUGGUUCUGACGGCGACAGACAUUCCUGCAGUGGCACCAGUGCAGCCGAAUGUAUCUGACCUCUCCACCUCUGGCAGUGCAACAGAUAGCACCCGCUCAGCACAGCUGUCUUGGGCCCCUCUUUCGCCCACCGACGCCAAUGGCGAGGUGACGUAUGAGGUCGUCGUCGAGCGGGUAGGGCGCACUUAUAACACCGGCACCAUCGCUGCUCGAAACGCCGCUGCCGGCCCUGACGAGCCAGACGCUGAAGUUGACAGUGCUGCCAUAGCUGAUCAGGCUGUUGCUACACAACCUUUGAUGAAUCGGCGACGGCGACAGGAGCAAGGGACCUUUACAACGACGACCCCGCAAUUGCUGCUCGACGAGCUCUUGCCAGCUGCCUUGUAUAAUGUAACCAUUGCUGCACGAACCAGUGCGGGUCGCGGGCCGCGCAGUGCGCCCAUCACAUUCAAUACGACCGAAGGUAUUCCCUUUGACGCGCCUACGGUCUCUGCGUUUGAGACGGCCGAUGGGGUUCGUAUCAGCUGGGACCCGCCAUCGCAACCCAACGGCCAAAUCGUGUCCUACAUUUUGUGGACGAGCGUGGACGGUGAAGAGGCGAGCUCCCAGCUCCUGACGGCGCGCAUGUAUGACCUCAGUUUGGAUAAGGAACGCAGCGUUUCAUACGAAUUUCGCGUCGCUGCCAACACAGCAGCAGGUCGAGGCCCUGCGAGUGACACAGAGGCCGUUACAAUCGCUGCCAGCAGUAGUGGCCAGGGUGAUUCGGGCUCCGACGUCAUUGUCGGUAUUGUAAUCCCCGUAGUCGUGGUCUUGAUCAUUCUCGCCGUGCUUCUGGUGUACCAAGAGCGACGGCGUGCUCGCCGCCAGGUCGAUAAAAUUCUGGCCGAACAAGCCGUGCUGGGCGAGAAACCGUACAACUUUAAGAACUUGCAUCAAGAUCUGAUGGAAGAGAAUUCCAAUGAGGAUGACGAAGAGUUGUACGGGCACAUCCAUCGCAACAAGCAACCCUACGAGCUGCCCUCGCGCUCUCUGGUCCUCGACAAAAUUCUGGGCUCUGGUGCAUUUGGAGAGGUCUGGCUCGCGACGCUCGAUCCAACCCAGCUGCCUUCCAAGUCAACCGCAGGCGUGGAUCCGCCACUCAAGGGAAAGACACCCAUCAAAGUAGCUGUCAAGAUGCUCAAGAAGACAGCUGAUCGUCGAGAGGCCAUUAACUUGCUGGCAGAGGCGUCUUUGCAAGCCCAAUUUGAUCACCCCAACGUUUUGACCCUUUUGGGGGCAGUGACGAUCAAGAGUCCUGUGCUCGUGAUGCCUUUCUGCCCCAACGGAUCGCUUGAACUGUACCUGCGCCGCGAGGAUGCCAAUGAAUCCUGGUUUCCCUUUUUCAUCCUGGACAUUGCGCGUGGCAUGAGCUACCUGGCUGACUUCAACUUUGUGCACCGAGAUAUUGCCGCUCGAAACAUUCUUUUGGAACACAACUUUAAUUGUGUCAUUUCGGACUUUGGAAUGUCCCGUGGCGUGGCCAACGCCGAUGACUACUACACGGCAAGUUCCGCCAAGGUUCCCAUCCGCUGGACGGCUCCCGAGGCCGUCGUGUCACGCAAGUUUUCUGAAGCAACCGAUGUCUGGAGCUUCGGUAUUACCAUGUGGGAGAUCUUCACCCACGGCGAACGACCGUAUGGCCCCAAGUCAAAUUUCCAGGUUCAAAUGGAGGUCUUGAAUGGGUACCGGUUGAGUCAACCAACCCGGUGCGAUGACGCGUUUUACUUGAUCAUGCGCUCGGGCUGGGACCCUGACCCACACAAGCGACCUGCCUUUAAGGAUAUCUACAACAUGCUCAAGGCGAUUAUUAUUUAUCGAGAGCUCAUGGACACGCGCAACGUUUCGGCCUCGUCAGAUUCCAAUGGCAACCCCAUGACCCGUCGCUUGACGCAAGUCGAUGAAACCACCAGUCGACCGCAGCCUGCCCUGCCGUUGAACUUGUCAACCAAACUCGAUACAUCUAGCCAGGUGUAG
Molecule: messenger RNA, 8706 nt
Organism: Monosiga brevicollis MX1
Lineage: Eukaryota; Choanoflagellata; Craspedida; Salpingoecidae
Exons: 20
Coding region: 1-8706 (2901 amino acids)
Biological process (GO): protein phosphorylation
Molecular function (GO): protein binding; protein tyrosine kinase activity; ATP binding
Source: RefSeq, a predicted model, not a curated record